Molecule: messenger RNA, 2456 nt
Organism: Malurus melanocephalus (red-backed fairy wren)
Lineage: Eukaryota; Metazoa; Chordata; Aves; Passeriformes; Maluridae
Gene: ARFIP2
Product: ADP ribosylation factor interacting protein 2
Exons: 9
Coding region: 181-1326 (381 amino acids)
Biological process (GO): regulation of Arp2/3 complex-mediated actin nucleation; intracellular protein transport
Cellular component (GO): trans-Golgi network membrane
Molecular function (GO): protein domain specific binding; phospholipid binding
Source: RefSeq, a predicted model, not a curated record
CCCCGCCUGCCCUGGAAUGUGCCCGGACCGGUCUGGGCGCAGCGGGGCCCCCCUCCGCGCGCCUGCGGCUGCGGACGUGGCUCCCGGCGCCUUCCUGCUGGGGCUGGGCCGGGUGCUGCUAGCGCCGGUGUCCCCGGGCAAGGCCUGCGGGACGCGGGGAUCCCCGGCGGGGCCCUGAGGAUGUCAGACGGGAUCCUGAGCAAGGCAGCCACCAUGGAGAUCCCCAUCAGCAGCAAYGGGGACACCAGCAGCCUGCCCGAGGACGAUGGCCUGGAGCAGGACCUGCAGCAGGUGAUGGUGUCAGGGCCCAACCUGAAUGAGACCAGCAUUGUGUCAGGCGGCUAUGGGGGCACAGCUGAGGGCAUCAUCCCCACUAGCACCAUUAAAGACCCCCUGUUUCCAGGCUCUCUUGUCCACCCUCACCCCCACCGAGGACCGUCGGUUCCCCCCAGUGCGCCUGCUGCCCGUAGGAUGGCCCGCCCGGCCGCUGCUCCCGCAGGCUCUGGGCUGCACCCACCACCCCCUGGACCCCCACCUGGCGGGGAGGAGGUCGUGCGUGGUAUUGCCGUCGAGAAGUUUGACAUUGUCAAGAAGUGGGGGAUCAACACCUACAAGUGCACCAAGCAGCUGCUCUCGGAACGGUUCGGACGGGGGUCCCGCACGGUGGACCUGGAGCUGGAGACACAGAUUGAGCUGCUGCGUGAGACCAAGCGCAAGUACGAGAGCGUCCUGCACCUGGCACGGGCACUCACAGCCCACCUCUACAGCCUCGUACAGACCCAGCACGCUCUGGGUGACGCCUUUGCCGACCUCAGCCAGAAAUCCCCUGAACUCCAGGAGGAGUUUGGGUAUAAUGCAGAGACGCAGAAACUGCUGUGCAAGAACGGGGAGACACUGCUGGGUGCUGUCAACUUCUUUGUGUCCAGCAUCAACACGCUGGUCAACAAGACCAUGGAGGACACACUCAUGACAGUCAAGCAGUAUGAGACGGCAAGGUUGGAGUAUGAUGCAUACCGCACGGACCUGGAGGAGCUGAGCAUGGGCCCRCGUGAUGCUGGUGCUGUGAGCCGCCUGGACGCAGCCCAAAGCCAGUUCCAGAGCCACAAAGACAAGUAUGAGAAGCUGAGGGCAGAUGUGGCCAUCAAGCUCAAAUUCUUGGAGGAGAACAAGAUCAAGGUGAUGCACAAGCAACUGCUGCUGUUCCACAAUGCCAUCUCUGCGUACUUUGCUGGGAACCAGCAGCAGCUUGAGCAGACCCUCAAGCAGUUCAACAUCAAGCUCAAGACCCCUGGCGCCGAGAAGCCCUCCUGGCUGGAGGAGCAGUGAGCCCCCCGCGCCCCCCGCCCCGGAUGGAGGAGCUCCACCACGGGGCACACAUGGACCUCAAUUGUGGCUGGGUGCUCAAAGGGGCCACAGCCCAGGCCCGGUCUUGGAUGGGGGGGCCACCAGGUGUGGGGAGCUGCCAGUGGGCCAGGGCCCCCCAACCCACAGCCCCUCCUCAGGGCAGGGUCCAGCAGCUCCUCAGCACAGACCCCACACAGCAGACAACUGGAGCCCCCUGCCCCUGGCACUCCUAAGGGGCUGGGGGCACCCCCCCUUGCUGGGCUGCUCCCCCCAGACACCCCAUUCACCUUGGAGUGGGCCAGGAUCUGCCACUGUCCCCACUCUGCCUUCCUGGGGCAGGAUGGAGUACACCCYUCCCAGGCCUCCCCCUCCACCCUACAUCCCUAAUUUCCCCUAGGGAGACCCCUGCCCCAUGGCACAGUGGAGCUGGGUGGGGGCAGCACCAGAACAGCCAGGUCCCCUCUAUGUCACGGAGGGCUGUGGGGCCUCCCCGCUGCACCUGGCACCCAGGGGGAUCCUGCUCUGCCAUCCAGCRUCGGGGACACCCCUGCUCCCUCCAGGCCGUUUGCAGCUGUUUCCAGGGUGGCUACUCUUGCACUCCUGAGUCACGGGGGGCUGCACCCCCCAAAGACCCCCCUGCUUUCCUGGGGCUGUGGCAUCCUGGGCUGGGCGGGUGAGGCGUCCCUGUGCCCUGCUGCUAGUGACGGGGGAGUUGCUGGCCAGGCACAGGUUCCCUGGAACCCUGGAGAGGGCGGGGGGGCUCCAACCAGGGACCAAAAGUCAGUGGAGGCACAGGGGGGUGCACAUGCGUGUCCAUGUGUGGGUACACGUGUCUCCUGGGACUGGGGCACAUGUGCUGCACAAGGGGGGUGGGGGUCCCAGCCAGGGUUCACCCCCACCCACGAGGGGCCCCCCGCCCACCCCUGCACUUGGGCACUUUCUCCUGAGACAAAACUGUUGGUUUUUCUUGCUCAUUAAUUUAACCCGUAAUUUAAUGUCGGGAUCCGACUUCCCCCUCCCCCCGGUGAUGGUCUGACCUCUCCCCCACCCCCCUGACUUCUGUAAAAUCCCAAAUAAAUGGUACGGAUCAGUGUGUGUGGGGCUACGGCAGG